GUGAAUGAGGGCGGCGGCGGCGGCUGCGAGCGCCUGACUCGGCCGGGCCCGAGCCCCGCGCGCGCGCCCCCCGCCCCGCCGGCUCCAUGGACGCGCCGCGCGCCUCGGCGGCCAAGCCCCCCACCGGGAGGAAGAUGAAGGCUCGCGCUCCCCCUCCUCCUGGAAAGCCCGCCACCCAGAAUGCACAAGGUGGGCAGAUGCCUCGCCGAGAUGUGUCCCCUGGCCCUUCGCAGAGCCUGCUGCACGUUAAGGAGAACCUGGAGAACAGCUCGGUGGCCGUCACCGUGGUCCUGCCCAGCGGGCUGGAGAAAAAGAGCGUGGUCAGCGGCAGCCACGCAAUGAUGGACCUACUGGUUGAACUUUGCCUUCAGAACCACCUGAAUCCAUCCCACCAUGCCCUUGAGAUCCGGUCUUCGGAAACCCAACAGCCUUUGAGUUUUAAGCCAAAUACUUUAGUUGGGACCCUGAAUGUGCACACUGUAUUUCUCAAAGAGAAAGUUCCUGAAGAGAAGGUUAAGCCUGGCCCACCUAAGGCACCUGAGAAAUCUGUGCGCUUGGUAGUGAACUACCUGCGAACACAAAAGGCUGUGGUGCGUGUGAGCCCCGAGGUACCGCUCCAGAACCUUCUCCCGGUCAUCUGUGCCAAGUGUGAAGUCAGCCCCGAGCACGUGGUGCUCCUCAGGGACAACGUCGCGGGGGAGGAGCUGGAGUUGUCCAAGUCCCUGAACGAGCUGGGGAUCAAGGAACUUUACGCGUGGGACAACAAACGAGAAACCUUUAGAAAAUCAUCGCUUGGCAACGACGAGACAGAUAGAGAGAAGAAAAAGUUUCUGGGAUUUUUCAAAGUUAAUAAAAGGAGCAGUAGUAAGGCCGAGCAGAUCGGGCGGUCCGGGGUGGACAGCGAUGGGGACACGUCACAGCCUGCUUUGGGAAGGGGCUCGAACGGCUGCCUCACCACGCCCAACUCCCCGGCGGUGAAUCCGCGGUCCGUGCCGUUGGGUCCAUCCCUGUCGCUCAGCAACAUCUCGGGGGUGUCUGUGAAGUCGGACAUGAAGAAGCGCCGGGCCCCGCCCCCUCCAGCCCUGCCUGGCAUGGGGCCACCAGCGCAGGACAGGGUCUCUGAAAAGGUGUCUCUGGGGUCACAGGUAGACAUGCAGAAGAAGAAGAGGCGGGCGCCAGCGCCGCCGCCGCCACAGCCCCCGCCGCCGAGCCCCCUGGUGCCCCCUCGCACUCAGGACCAGGAGGAGAAGAGGAAGAGCACCACGGGUGUUGGACGACGGCAGGUGCCACAAAAGCCUCCCCGAGGCACUGCUCGGGGGCCCCCCCAGUUAGUGCUCCCCCCGCCCCCGCCCUGCCCUCCUCCGGACACAGAUGUGGAAGAGCCUCUCGGCUUUCCUGGGGAAAGUGCUGGUUCCGAGGCUCCCGACCCAAGACCCACACUGAGCCUGCCCCUGGGGCCCGGCAGUCCCUGCGGCUCGGACAGGGCCCCACCCAUGCCGUCCGAGGCCGAGGAGACUGUGUCUGUCGGCAGCUGUUUCGCCUCCGAAGACACAACCGAAGACUCAGGAGUGGUGAGCUCCCCGUCGGACAUCGUCUCCCUGGAUUCCCAGCAGGACAGCGUGAAAUCCAAAGAUAAGUGGGCCACGGACCAGGAAGAUGGCAGUGACCAGGACCUGGCUGGCACCCCGGAGCUGGGCCCCCAGAAGAGCCCCCUGUGGGAGAGGAACAGCUCUGGGAGGUGGCAUUCGAGACCUGAGGAAGCCUCGCCAGCCUCCGGAGGGGACGAAGACCUGUUUAUCACCGGACAGUUCCAGAAAACCCUGGAGGAACUUGAUGAGGACCUGGAAGGACUGGAGGAGGGCGAUGAAGACGGCACCGGCUUGGUGAACGGAGUGUCCGGGUGCUGUACGUCAGAUGCCAGCGUCCCCGACAGCGACGCGGACGCGAUCCCAGUAACGUUCAUAGGCGAGGUCCUGGACGAUCCUGUGGACUCAGGGCUGUUCUCCAAUACAAACAACAAUGCCGGUUCUUUUGACCUGGGCGGCGGGGCCGGCCAGGGAGGCCACCUGCUGCGAAAGGAGGCGGGGAACGACCGGCAGCGGGAGACGAGAGCAGACGUGCCCGACUCGGCAGCUCAUGCCCAUGACCUCGGGAAAGCAAUCAAAGCCGCCUCGCCCAACCCUUGUGAAGACGGAAGCCUGGAUAAAAUGGAGCCCAAGGCGACCUCUGCGGACUUUCCCACGCACAACCCACGUGUAAAGGAGAGCGGUGAGGGGCCCGGCUCUGCUCUCAGUGGGCCGACACAGGCCAGCAAGAGAGCGAGCUCACAGCCAGCGAGGGAAAAGGAAGGGAAGGCUGAGGACAGUGGCUCAGCCCCGCCAUCGUGGUACCGACGGGGCCACAACCCAGGGGGAAGUUACGGGCUGAAAUACGGCCUCACCACGUACAAAAUCGUCCCCCCGAAAUCAGAGAUGAGGUGUUACGACAGAGGAGUAUCGCUGUCAACAGGUGCCAUUAAGAUCGAUGAGCUAGGGAAUCUGGUGAGUCCCCAUGCAAACGGGGGCAGGAGCGUGGCCCCAGCAUCCCCCGCUUUUGACGCGGAAACCCAACCCCUUGGAAAAGUCAAGGAGUUCUGGAGGUCUGGCUCUCUAGAGAAGCCCUCUGGCCAGCCCACGGAGCGCUCAACCAACAGGACCCCGGCUCCCACCACGCCAGUGAAGCCACAGCCUCGGGAAAGCAGACGCGGGGCAGAGCCCACCGUCCCGGACCCCAAGGCGCCAUCGCCCCCGCUGCAGUCUGCCCACCAGGAAGAAAGGAGACGCGAAGAGGAGGGGAGAAGCCGGCCACCCAUGGCGGCCACUCGUCACGUGAACGUGCCAGCAGCCAAUGCCACAGAGGUCCUGUUCCUCAAGCCACAGAGGAGAACAUCCAGUCAGUACGUGGCCUCUGCCAUUGCCAAGCGGAUGGGGCCCCAGAAAGCCCGGGCCGAGGAGACCUGUGAAGGCCCAGCACCAGAGCUGGCUGGACGGCCUCCCGCUGGGAGAGAAGGCCCAGCCCCCAGCCCGCUCCCAGAGACCCGCGUCCAUACUGACCGGCGGGAAGCAUCGGCGGAAGGAGCCCCGCCCCAGGGGCCGGUCGGCAGCCCUGAUGGAAAGCUGUCUGCUCAGGACUGCGCGGCCACCGUCCACAGAAGUCCCUGCAUCCCGCCUGUCACGGCCGCACGCCCCAUUUCUAUGGGACAGAUCUGUAGCUUCAGUGGAAAGCAGAGCCACAGGGCCAGCUCAGCGUCCGUCCCCAAGUGCGCUCUGGACAGCACCGACCCCCCGCCCGCCCGCUCGGGAGAUGAUCCGACUCCUGCCAGGACCCUGGUGAAUGGCUCCAGGUGGGUCCCCGGCCCCAGCAAGCCUCCUCACUCUCCGAGGGGCUCCGGUACCAGCGGCCACGCCGGACUGGAGCCCCUAGGACAGGAGAAGCCCAGCCCGUUGUGCACAGAUGCGCAUGAGGCCAGCGGUGCCCUGCCUCCCAGCAUCUUUGGGCCGAAGAAGAAAUUCCGACCUGUUGUUCAGAGACCGGCACCAAAGGACACCUCCCUGCACAGCGCCCUGAUGGAAGCCAUCCACUCGGCGGGUGGGAAGGACAGGCUUCGCAAGAUUGCAGGGCACACGUCGGAGGGAGGGCCAAGCAAGCUGUCGUGCAGGGAGGCGGAGGGCGAGCGGUCCGCACUGCUGGCGGCCAUCCGAGGCCACAGCGGUGCGCGCAGCCUGCGGAAGGUGUCCUCCUUGGCCUCUGAGGAGCUGCGAAGCUUCCGCGACGCAGAGCUGUCGGCGCGCGGACCCGAGCGGCGGGCGCUGGGCGACCUCGGGGCUCGGCCCCCGGCCGGCCUGCCGCCCCCGCCCCCUCCGGCCUCCCAGGCGCCCUCCGCGCCCGCGUGCGGCCCCAGCGACCCGGCCGAGGCCCGGCAGGCCUUGAUGGACGCCAUCCGCUCGGGCACGGGGGCCGCACGGCUCAGAAAGGUGCCCUUGCUCGUGUAAAUCCUCAAUAAGAUCAGAUCGCGGCAGAAACCCACCUGCGAGCCGUCCACGGUCCCCGCUCAGGGACGCCGCGGGGCAAGGGGCGUCAGGGUUUGGUGGACUCUAGUCUACGGGCCAAACGCACACAGCUGGUUUUCAGUCCUGCAACGUGGUUCCGAGGGAGUGCAAAGCUUCCGCCCUGCUGCACGGCUUAUGUGCCAAGGAAACGUGUUUGCCUCUGAAUAUUUCAAGUUGCCAAUAAACUAUUCUUGUUGGCAGGCUAAUGGGGAUCCCAACACGGGAGCCCAGCACCCCGCUUCAUUGAGGUGACCUUAGACCGAUUCUGGAACUUUGAGAAUUUCCCACAUACGUGGACGGUUACGACCAUUUCGCUGUUUGAAAUCUUUCAGAUUCUAGGGAGAUCCGGAGAAACCGAUAGAAGCAAGCUGAACGUCCUACGCUCUGUGGUGUUUUGGUAGUAAGAAAAGAGCCACAAGGCUUUUUUCAAAGAUGACCGUCGAGCCACAAAACCAUUGGAUUUUUGUCCCUCGAAACUUGGGGGUUAUAACCUCACGGAGGGUAGCAGACCAUGAUCUGACUAACUACGCUUUUAAGAAUCCACUGUUAUCACCCAGAAUAAAAUCCUACUUGAUGUGCAGAAGGGCAGCUCUGAUUCUCCGAGGGUGGCGGUGACCGAGGUCGGGAUGGCAUCGGCGCCCCACCUUGCAGGUGUCCCCAGCGGGCUGUGAAGUAGAACGAGCCUCCCCCGGAGGGCUGUGUAUGGAGCCCGGUGACUUCCGGGGAGCCUUCCAAAACCCUGCAAGGGGCCCAGAGAGGGGACGUUGGGUGUCUGCGUGUCGCCAAGAUUGGAUCAAAAUUGUGCUGGUAUUUCACGGUUUGCGUUCAGUCUGGGUGCUUUCACCCAACAGAUCAGCGGCACCCCUGUAUUGCACGGAAGGCUUCUCGGAGGACGCAGAAUUUCAAUUAUUUAUCAUGAUGUUCAGACACAGCACUUGUCCCUCACAUCUGUCUCUACAGCAGUCUGUUGCAUCCGAAAGAGCUCUUUAAGACAUGAAUAGAAAUCAAGAGGAGUUCGCGAAAUAAAAUCUGUCUUCAUCCAACAACAGAUAUGGCGAGAUCAUCUGAAUGUCUCUCAGCAGAUCCAGGCGUCACGUAGAAUGGAAACUUUACAUUGUCCGUCGCUCACCUUCCCCGGGGAGGGGCAAGAGCGUCACCCAGUCUCUCUUAAGCCACGCUGUCUCCACUAUGUGUCUUUUAGUGCCACAAAUAAAAGAAAAUGACAUUGUA
Molecule: messenger RNA, 5318 nt
Organism: Hyaena hyaena (striped hyena)
Lineage: Eukaryota; Metazoa; Chordata; Mammalia; Carnivora; Hyaenidae
Gene: COBL
Product: cordon-bleu WH2 repeat protein
Exons: 15
Coding region: 87-4031 (1314 amino acids)
Biological process (GO): actin filament polymerization; actin filament network formation
Cellular component (GO): dendritic growth cone; neuronal cell body; plasma membrane
Molecular function (GO): actin monomer binding
Source: RefSeq, a predicted model, not a curated record